Molecule: messenger RNA, 1162 nt
Organism: Myzus persicae (green peach aphid)
Lineage: Eukaryota; Metazoa; Arthropoda; Insecta; Hemiptera; Aphididae
Product: repetitive proline-rich cell wall protein 2-like
Exons: 1
Coding region: 10-984 (324 amino acids)
Source: RefSeq, a predicted model, not a curated record
GUGGGGGAGAUGAAAAUGACUUCCAUUAUGGGUGUUCGGGACACUACAAAAACAGAUGAAUCCAGCAGAAUAGCAUCAGUCGAUCGAUCCGAUCCAAAGUCCAACGACAAUAUGAGAGGAGUCUUCAACAUAGUGUGCGUGUUCGGUCUGUGCGCCUACGCAUUGGCGUCGGAAAACGCUGCAGAAAAAUCAGCUGACAAAGCUGCCACCACUGCAGCAACCACCGAAGACAGUAAAAGCCAAGGCAAGAGAGGCAUUUUCGACACCGGCUAUGGAUACGGCUCCGGCGGUUUCGGCCACGAGCUGAGCAGCGGUCACAGCUUCCACCACGAACCACAAUUACUGUCCAAGACCGUCAUCAAGGAGGUCGCCCAACCGUACCCGGUCGAGGUCGAGAAACACGUACCGUACCCGGUAAAGGUAGAAGUACCCGUUGACCGCCCUUACCCGGUGCAUGUGCCCAAGCCUUAUCCAGUGCACGUCGACAAGCCCGUACCGUACGAGGUCAAAGUUAAGGUACCGCAACCGUACACCGUCUACAAACACGUCCCUUAUGAAGUCAAGGUACCCGUCGACAAACCGUACACCGUCCACGUUCCCAAGCCUUACACCGUUUACGUGGAGAAGCGCGUCCCAUACGAGGUCACCAAGCACGUACCAUAUGAAGUCAAGGUACCAGUCGACAAGCCUUACACCGUUCACGUACCAGUCGAGAAACACGUUCCUUACACUGUAGAAAAGCACGUGCCCUACCCUGUCAAAGUGCCAGUGGACCGCCCGUACCCGGUGACAGUCGAGAAGCACGUUCCGUAUCCCGUCGACAAACCAGUGCCGUACACGGUCGAGAAAGCAGUACCGUACCCUGUCAAGUUCCCAGUCAAAGUCGAAGUCCCUGUGCCAUACGAAGUGCCACACCACCACCAUUACGAUGAACACUCAUACAGCGAACACUCGUUCGGCGAACACGGAAGCCACAGCUAUUAACAAUGUCUCAACAAGUAUCAACGAGGAUCCGAGUUGUCAUUUUGUAAAAUGUAAUAUAAUAAUAUAACGCAAACGGAUUGAUUUAACCAUUGUACCUGUCCAUGUCUACGUGUGUAUAUAAUAAUAUAUUAUUAUGUAUAUAUUUCGUAGAAUAAAAACUAUUUUUUUUUUUACCUUA